Messenger RNA from Pistacia vera, 1812 nucleotides. Its product is annotated as high mobility group nucleosome-binding domain-containing protein 5-like. Bases 209 to 1735 code for a protein of 508 amino acids. The record is from RefSeq and is a predicted model, not a curated record. NCBI's taxonomy places the organism in Eukaryota, Viridiplantae, Streptophyta, Magnoliopsida, Sapindales, Anacardiaceae. The transcript is spliced from 3 exons.
AAAGAGCAAGCGGUGAGGAAGGAAAUAAAGAUGCCAAGUAACAAAUCCGCUGUCAAAGAGACGUCCGCUUCAAACUCCGAGUUUGAUACUUCACUCCUCCCCGAGUCAAUCCCCUCUUUAAAAAUCAAGAAAACCGUUGCAUAUAUUGAAGCCUAUACCACAAAUUAAAUCAAUAGUUAACACUUACAAUCAAGAAUUCAAUAAAAUUAUGACGGAGGAGAUUAAUAAGAGCUCGCAUGGGAAGAAGAACAAGUCUCAGCGGCUAGGCUUAACUGUUGGUGCUGGAGAUGGUAUAGGAGGGAUUGUUUUGUUGGGUGGAGGUUUGGCUGUUGCAGGUUUGAUUGCAGCUUUUUCAAUCAUCAAGAACAGAAAUGGAAAGAAGUGUGAUAACUCCGCCACUCCUUCCAACGAAAAAAAGGAUGCCACACAAGGCCUCGAUUUGUUUCUUCAAACUCCAUCAACCCCUUUGCACCAGAAUCAGAAUUCAUGCAUCACAAGCCAUGAAACAUCAAAGGUUGCCGUCACUGUAAGUCAAAUUGAUUCUCCCGAGACUGUCUCUAUCCAUAGUUUGGCCUUGGGAGAUCAAGCUGUGCCGAUAUUGGAUGGAGAAAAAGAGAAACCUAGCAAUUUUCAUCCAGAAAACUUCUCUAAUAUUAGCGCUGAAGUGUCUUCAUUGCCAGCGCCUGAUGGCCCCUCUUUGGCUAAAACAGAAAAUAUGAUCAAGAAUGAAUCUGGUGGGGAUUUGCAUUUGAAGGAAACCAUUGAAGUAAAGAAAGGGGAUGAUGAAGUAGAAACGGAAAAUUUGGCAGUAGAAAAAAAUUUACCAAUUCAAUUAGCUGAAGAUGAAGAAGAAGAAGAAGAUGAUGAUGAUGAUGGUGGUGGGAGUAGUGAUGAAGAUGUCACAGAGGAAGAGGUAGAGAGCUUGGAAGAAGAAUCAUCAUUGGAGGAACAUUCACCGAUACAAUCAGUUGAAGAAGAAGAAAAAGAAGAUGGUGUUGGUGAUAGGGGAAAGGAAUGCCUCAUGGUGAAAGAGGGAGAGAGCUCAGAAGGAGAAUGGUCAGUGGAAGAUGAAGUAAAGAAAGAGGAUGAGUGGGGAGAAAUGGGAAAACUGGCAGUAGAAGAAAAUUCACCAACCCAAUCAGUUGAAGAGGAAGAAGCUGAUGAUAGUAGCGAAGAACAUAACAUAGAGAGAGAGGAAGAAAGCUCGGAAGGAAAAUUGUCAGUAGAAGAAAAUGCAGCAAUGGAAUCAGCUGAAAAGGAAAAAGAAGACGGCCACGACAACAAUGAUGAGGAUAGUGGUGAAGAACAUGUGAUGGAGAAAGAGGAAGAGAGCUCAGAAGGAACUGUAUGCUCAUCUAUUGAAUCUAACGUUCAGGCAAUUUGGCCAGCAGAGAUGAUAGAGGCCUUGUCAGAGGAACUCAAAGGAUUGAAUGCCAUCAACCAGAAGAAAGCAAACGAAACAGAGAAUUACCAUUUCUUGGACUGCAAAAGGAAGAGAAAUAUCAAGAUUGAAGACGAAAGCAAUAAUGAAACUACUGAAAACGCAACAACUGUAUUUCACAAGAAAGCAGCUCAGGCGGUCGUCAUGAUGAAGGAUCUAACAGUGAACGAUCUGAACCGGCGAAUUUGGGUUUGGUCAAUUUUGGUGUUACUGUUGCUGCUGCUACUGUUGCAUAUUCAUCGUACAGCUGUCCCCGCCAAUCUUACUUAUCAUCAACCUGUCACUGUUCCUUGAAUUGAAUAAAUUGUCCCUGUCAAAAAUGAAUUUUCCAUGAGUUGAAGUAUACAAUAAAGGCUUUUAUUCAUUGUCAA